UCCGUGUUGUAUAUCAUCAUUUUAUACGUAGAGACAAAUUGCAGUUUUAUGGCAUUAGCAAUGAAUGUUAUUUAGUAGAUUCGGCAACAUCGAACGAUUCUUUCUCCUAUAGAAAGGGGGGUAUUCAAGAUUCAAGUUUCACAUUACAAUAAUUGUGUUAUGAAAUGAGUAAAAGUUUAUAAGACUUUAUUAUAUCAAAAAAUGGAAAAUUCAGAUAGUAUUAUUUCAGGACUUUCUAAAUCAAUAGGAACAACAGAACCCGCACUUAAAUUGUUGUUGGCCAUUUUAGCUGGGUAUCCAUUGGCGUUUAUACACAGGAAAUACAUUUACAAUAAAGAUCGCAACUUGCAGCAUAUAUUUUUUAUCAUCUCCGGAUUUACUUUAGGAUAUUGUAAUUUUGGGAAAAGUAUAUUCCACAAUGUAUUUGCAACAUUUUUCACAUAUUGCACAUUUAUUAUCCUCAAAGGGACGGCACUUAGUGUCGCUAUUGUGUUUGUAUUUAACUUGGGAUAUCUACUUAUAGGUUACUUUUAUACAAGUACCGGAGAUUAUGAUAUAACUUGGACGAUGCCACAAUGUAUCCUCACCCUUAGAUUAAUAGGUGUAGCUUUUGAUUUGUAUGAUGGGCACCAACCUGUUGAAACGUUGUCCAAUGAUAGUAAAAAGUUGGCACUUGUUCAAAAACCCAGCAUCCUUGAGAUAUUCGGUCACGCUUUUUUUCCGUCUUCAUUUCUCAUUGGCCCCCAGUUUUCAAUGAAAAGAUACUUGGAAUUUGUUGACGGCCAGUACAAUAGCAAGCAUGGUCCACCAGAUAGUAUUCAAGCAGCUGUUAAGCGAUUUGGUAUUGGUGCAUUGUACUUGGGAAUCUUCCAAUUAUUAGGUUCGAUUGUAUCUGAUGAUUAUUUGUUGUCAGAUGAAUACGGUCAAUCAUGUUUUUUCAAAAAAAUGUUUCUACUGGGAUUAUGGGGAAGAUAUACUUUGUAUAAGUAUAUAUCUUGUUGGCUUUUGACGGAAGGAGCCUGUAUUCUAUUUGGUAUAUCCCAUAACGGCUUAGACGAAAAAGGACAUGUACAAUGGAAUGGAGUAGAAAAUAUACGGUUAUACGUUUUUGAAAACACAACUGAAUUUAACGAUUAUAUUAAAUCGUUCAACGUAAAUACAAAUAACUGGAUCGCACAAUAUAUUUACAAAAGACUGAAAUUUUUGGGAAAUAGACAAGUUAGUCAAUUGGUUUCCUUGUUAUUCUUAGCAUUGUGGCAUGGUUUUCAUGACGGAUAUUACGUUUGCUUCUUUUUCGAGUUUAUAGUGAUUCUAAUGGAAAGAGAUAUUAAAUCCAUCGUGAAUUCCGAUGAAUCUCUGAAGAAGUUCUUCGCAUUGCCGCAAAUACAAAUACCACUUUAUAUUAUCCUGAGGAUAUACACCUUCGUAUUCAUGGGAUUCUGCUUGUUACCUUUUGCAUUUUUAAACUUUAAGAGAUAUUUCAAAACUUAUUCAAAUACCAACUAUGUAGGUAUUAUUGUUUUCGUAAUGUGGCCCUUAAUAUAUAGUCCUCUUAUAAAGUUUGCUCUUAACAAAUAUCGAAAAAAACAAAAAUGAACAGUAUUUAUCUUGAACUUGAAUCGUUUUUGUAGAAAUUAUAGUAUUCCUUUAAAAAUAGAAAAUGUUACCGUGAAGUAGUGCUCUCCAAAAAGCAAACAUUUAAAACUCCAAUAUAAUUUCGUUUACAACAAAUCAAAUUUAUAAUGAGUAUUUUUAUAAAUAUGAAAUGUGCCACAGAAAUGUAACUUUCUUUUAAACGUACUUAAAAUGUGCAAUAUCUUUUUACUCGAGGCCUAGAAGAAGAAUUCUUCAUGAAUCGUUUUCGAGUAUAAAGUGAAUAUGUGGAAAUAUAUUUUCAUUCAUUCAUUCAUUCAUAUGUCGUCUAAUAUUGAUAAUUUUUGCUUAUUUGUCUUUCUUGUUCCCGUUAAGUACUGACCAGUAGUAUUUAUAUUAAAAGUUGAUUCUAUUUUAUCAAUGUUAGGACAGAGCUUGAUAUUUGUUUGUUGGUAUUACCAGAUUGUUCAUCAUAUAUUGCUCUUGUUAGAGGUUAUUUGAAAUGAGUAAAGAAAGUUAUUUAUGAUGAUAUUUUUGGUGAUAUUUCGAUAUAUUGAAUUGUUGGUCUGUGGUGUUUAUUCGAUCUUGUAAUUCACAUAAAAAUUUUCCUUUUUUUUAUUUUAUUAUUCACAAAAACUUUAAUGGCCAUUUUUUAGUAGCUUUUGAAAAUUGUAUAUGUUUGCCUCAUCUCGUUUCUUAUAUACCUAUUAGAUGAUUCUCCUAGUUCGGGGAUUCACUUCUGCGUUUUUAUAUCUCAGAUCUAACGUGUUUCUUCUAUAAUUGAUAGGCUCCUUAGUAAUUCUAUCUCUUUCGACGUUCGUUUGUGUAUCCUCGUUCUGCAUUUCGUCCAAAUGUCAAUGCUCUAUGGUUUCCUGAGGUGUCGUCUGAAUAUUGCUUGUUAAUAUAUCAGGAUUAUCUUGUUUAUUCAGAAAACACUCAUUUUAUACGUAUUUCUUCACAUUUGUUUUGAUCGAUCUACUGUUUCUACUUCUGCUUGAGGCUGGAAAUCUCUUGUGAUUUUUUUUAGUGUUUUGUAAAAUUUUCUGUUUACCUUCUUUAUCGUCUUCAUGUUCUUUCAAAAUCUUUUUGCUUCUGUAUUAUUCAAAAUCUAUUUGUUGUUCUAUUUGUGUUAUUUUCUUUAAAAUUUUUUUGCUUUUCUAUUAGUGUUAUAUUCUGUCAAAAUCUUGGUUUUUCUGUUCGAGUUGUCUUCUUUCAAAAUCUGUUUGCUUUUAUAAUCAUGUUAUCUUCUUUCACAAUAUUUUUGAUGUUCUAUUCAUGUUGUCUUCUGCAUCAAUUUUUUUCUUGCUUUUCUUUUCGUUUUAUCUUCUUUCAAAAAUCUUCUUGUUGUUCUAUUCGUGUUAUCUUUUUUAACAAUUUUUUUGCUUUUCUAUUCGUAUUAUGUUCUGUCAAAAUAUUUUUGUUUUUUUAUUCGUGUUAUCUUUAUUCAAAAUCAUUUUGUUUUCAUGUUAGUAUUAACUUUUUUAAAAAUCUUUUUUCUAUUCAUGUUAACUUUUUCUGCUAUCUUUAUUUUACUUUUCUAUUCAUGUUAUCUUCUUUCACAAUAUUAUUUAUUUUCUGUUUAGGUCUUCUUCGCUGCUAGGAAAUACAAUUUCUCUAGAAUUGUUCUUCUGUUACAUAGUUUCUCUACACUCUUUAUAAAAUCUGGUUUCAUUCGUAUUUAUUUUCAAAGGUUUCUGUUGGACUAUCGAUAAUUGGUUCUUCCAUUAUAUUAUUGCACAUUGCGAUUACCAUUUUCAGUAUAUCAUUCGUCCAGUCAAUAAAUAAGACUGAUUAUGUUAAUCCGUCCAAUUUUAUUUUGAAAUAUUGUAUUUCAUAUUAAUAUGUGUUUUUAGCAAUAAUGAUGGAGAGCACUUCUUGAGAAAUGAUUUUAUGGUACAUAAAUAAAUAUAUUAAAAAAUACAGUUCACAAUGUGCUUGUGUCAUUAUAAUCUGUUCUGUACACAGUAAAAGUAAAAAAAAAUCAAUUGAUAUAUACAGUGUGUCGCAUUGAAGAUAAAUAUAUCUCUAUGUUUUCUUUAUUUAAUGAAUUUGAGAUUUUUACACAAAACCUCGGUUAAUAGGCUUUAAUCUUCUGACGAACGCAACAUUUAAUUUUAUCCAAGUUGUGAUUUGAUGAGGUUGAUCAUUAUGAUAGAUUUUCAACCAUCUGUUAUGUUUUUGUCUUUAUAAAAAACAAUUUAACAAAGAAUUUGCAUGUGUAAUUAAUAUUUGUCUUAAUUCUUGGUAAUAUUCGUUCUUCCUAACAGAAAAUUAAUAGAAAUUUACUAAUAGAGUGAAAAAAACUUUAAUUUUUUGUUGGAACGAGUGCAUUAUAAUUAUUAUUCUGAGGUUGUGUAGUAGUCUUUCUACAAGGUGAAUUAUAUCAGUAAAACAUUUUCCGAAAAUUAUUUUUCUCUAAUCUCAUCAUAAAAUUAAUUUUAGAAAUAUUAUUUGGCUGAAAUAUGUUUAAGUAUUGAAUUCAGUAUUAGUUUCAAGUUGCAUUCGUUUGACUUAAUACACAAUUUCCAUGAUCUUGUUAGUCAAUUACAAUUCAUGUAAUUGGUUUUGUUAAGCGAAAACAAUAAUGUUCCUUUUACCAAAUUUACUUAAUUUUUAUAAGAUGAAUAGUUAUGACAAUCACCUGUUGCAUUACGAAAACAGUUGAUUUUAAUUUGUUGAGAAGAUGUAUCAUCAUGAAACCUCUUGUAUUAUAGAAUCAUAAUAAUAUGGGGUGUAGAUAUUUAAAAACUAAAUAAGUAUAAGCUUGUAGGAAGAUAAUUUUAUAUGAUUUUAACAGUACGAAUAAGAAAAGUGAUAAAAUG
Molecule: messenger RNA, 4415 nt
Organism: Diorhabda carinulata
Lineage: Eukaryota; Metazoa; Arthropoda; Insecta; Coleoptera; Chrysomelidae
Gene: nes
Product: lysophospholipid acyltransferase 5
Exons: 7
Coding region: 202-1596 (464 amino acids)
Biological process (GO): lipid modification; phosphatidylcholine biosynthetic process
Cellular component (GO): membrane
Molecular function (GO): lysophospholipid acyltransferase activity; 1-acylglycerophosphocholine O-acyltransferase activity
Source: RefSeq, a predicted model, not a curated record